This is a messenger RNA of Macadamia integrifolia, 405 nucleotides long. RefSeq lists its product as uncharacterized. Lineage: Eukaryota; Viridiplantae; Streptophyta; Magnoliopsida; Proteales; Proteaceae. Bases 1 to 405 code for a protein of 134 amino acids. Gene Ontology annotation, molecular function: protein binding. The transcript has a single exon. The record is from RefSeq and is a predicted model, not a curated record.
AUGGUUCUUACAUUACCUGAAAUAGCAAAAUCAGGCGAGGUUUGUCUUCUCAACGACCUCCUAAAAUAUAAACCCAACAUCCUCGAAGAAGUAAAUCCUAUAGGGAACACUGCUCUUCAUCUUGUGACCUUGUUUGGAAAGAAAAGCAUUGUCGCAGAAGUUUAUGACCGAUUUCCAGCACAUGUCAGUGUUCAGAAUUCAUUCGGUGACACACCAUUUCAUAUUGCUGCAAGGAUUAAUGGAUCACUCCAUGUAGUUGAAUAUCUGAUUGAGAAGAUCAUUUCCAACUCGAGUUCUCAUGAUCAAGAUGUUGAAAGUGGCAGAGGACAAGGACUUGGAGUUGGAUUUGGCCUUGGGUUGCAUGAUGUCUUGGCUAUGCAAAAUCAAUUGAAGAACACAACUUAA